UAUAAAAACCCUUUUUUACUUUUGGUGGGGCCCUUUUUUCUGCUCUUUUUAUUCUCUACAAACCAAACACUCCUCAGUUUCCUCUUCAUAUUCCUCUGUUUCUCUUUCUCUCCUCUUUUGUCUUCAGUUUUUUUUGGUAUUUUCGUGAUUUUAUAGAAACAAUGGGGGCUGAAGAGGCAGAGAAAAAGACCAUCAUCUUCACCUACGGAACACUAAAAAGGGGAUUCUCAAAUCACGUGCUGUUACAGGACAUGAUUGCCGCCGGCGACGCUUCUUUUCUCGGCGUUUAUCAAACCGCCGAUCGUCUUCCCCUUGUUUGUGGGCCCUACAGGGUACCUUUCCUUCUCAAUUUCCCGGGCUCCGGCGAGCGCGUGUGGGGCGAGCUGUACGCGGUUUCCGCGCGUGGGUUGGUUCGUAUGGACGAACUGGAAGGAAUUACUCGGGCCCAUUACGAGAGGCUACCCAUCAAAGUCCAACAACAGGCCCAGGCCCAGCCCGAGGUAACGACGGCGGAAGCGUAUUAUGCACACAGAAAUUAUGCGGAGGCGCUGUGGAAGAGGAAUGGGGAAAAGGGUUACAGUUGUUAUUCUGAGAAAGAGGCGAAAGGGUACGUGAAACGUAAAGAUAGGCCUCAACAUUUGACAUUUUUGGAGCAAAUUGGGCUUUUUAUUUCUUCAUCAGCAGAUCAAAAAGAUAAUCCCAAUUCUUGUUAUUGCAACAAACAUCUUCCAGCUGCUUCAGUUCCUAUUAAUCUUGUUAAUCAUUAAAACAUGUAUUAGUAUUAGUUUUUAGUUUUAAUUAGGAACUGAUAAGGGUUAAUCUUGUUUUAUGUGCUACUGCUAAUAAUUGUUAGAUCAAUAGCUGUUGAUGCUAAACGUGUUACAGAAUCCUCUUCUGUUUCUGUGCUAUGCAAAUGAUUUGAGUUAAUUGAACCAUGAAUUCGUUUGCUGCA
Messenger RNA from Nicotiana tabacum (common tobacco), 952 nucleotides. RefSeq names its product putative gamma-glutamylcyclotransferase At3g02910. Gene Ontology annotation, cellular component: cytosol. Gene Ontology annotation, molecular function: gamma-glutamylaminecyclotransferase activity. Lineage: Eukaryota; Viridiplantae; Streptophyta; Magnoliopsida; Solanales; Solanaceae. The record is from RefSeq and is a predicted model, not a curated record.